This is a messenger RNA of Hevea brasiliensis (rubber tree), 1289 nucleotides long. RefSeq names its product rust resistance kinase Lr10-like. The transcript is spliced from 2 exons. Lineage: Eukaryota; Viridiplantae; Streptophyta; Magnoliopsida; Malpighiales; Euphorbiaceae. The coding region runs from base 1 to 1122 and encodes 373 amino acids. Gene Ontology annotation, molecular function: protein kinase activity; ATP binding. The record is from RefSeq and is a predicted model, not a curated record. Gene Ontology annotation, biological process: protein phosphorylation.
AUGGGGAGGGGAGUUUUCGAAGGGGAGUGGGGAAUCGGGCAUGGUGAAAUGGAAGGGCCUGAUCGAAAAAGAAGAAGAAUGCGGAGAAGUAGAAGAGGAAAGAAGGAAAAUGGUGGUUUAGAUGGGGGUUUGGAGGUGACGGUGAAGACGAAGGUUACGGCGAAGAGGAGGGCUGUGUCGGGGGCGAUGCCGAGAGGAGGGAAGAGGGGAUGUGGUUAUCGGGUUAUGGGCUAUGGGCAUACACAUGAAUUACAUGUUAUUGAGGACAGAGGAAAUACAAAAUUAAUAAAUAGUGAAGCAAAUGCAAAUGUGUUAUCAUACAUUUGUGAAUUACACUCACAAGUUAAACGCAGAAUUAUUACAAAAUAUCAUCAAGUCGUCUGUGACUUUAUAGCAAUUUAUAAAAGUAAAAGAGGAUUCAGAACAUUCAUCUCUUCAGCAGACACCAAGAACCAUUUCCUUGGAUGGAAAAGGCUGCAAGAUAUUGCUCUUGGCAUUGCUAAAGGAAUUGAAUAUCUUCAUCAGGGGUGUGAUCAGAGAAUCCUCCACUUCGAUAUCAAACCACAUAACAUCCUGCUUGAUCAUGACUUCAAUCCCAAAAUCUCCGAUUUUGGAUUGGCUAAGUUCUGUGCUAAGGAUCAGAGUGCAGUGUCCAUGACAACGGCUAGAGGGACCAUUGGCUACAUCGCACCUGAAGUGUUCUCAAGGAACUUUGGGACUGUUUCCUACAAGUCAGAUGUUUAUAGCUUUGGGAUGUUAGUGUUAGAAAUGGUUGGAGGAAGGAAAAUUGUUGAUGUAGCAGAAGGAAAUGAUGAGCAAAUAUACUUCCCAGAAUGGAUUUACAAUCUUUUAGAAGAAGGAGAAGACCUCAGGUUCGAGAUUGAGGAAGAGGGAGAUACUAAAAUUGCAAAGAAACUUGCAAUUGUGGGACUCUGGUGCAUUCAGUGGAACCCAGCAGAUCGUCCCUCUAUGAAAGUUGCUGUUCAUAUGUUGGAAGGGGAAGGAGAGAAUCUACCAACACCUCCCAAUCCUUUUAGCUCUUCAGUUCCAACAAAAACAAAGGCAAGAAUACCAGGGAGACGACUUCUCCAAGAGUUGGAGGUUAUCUCAGAAGCAGAGUAAAAUCAUAAAUUGAGGUAAUCUUUUUUAGUGUUUGGCUUACUAGUUGUCACUUUCUUAAUCGACCUAUGUGCUGUAACAUGAGGAGAAUUGGUAUGGUACGCAAAACCAUAAAUGCUUACAAUUAUAUCACAUUCUUUGGGAAUUUGAUGCACUUUUGGUAACCAGUC